Messenger RNA from Abrus precatorius (Indian licorice), 3078 nucleotides. Its product is annotated as probable disease resistance protein At5g66900. Lineage: Eukaryota; Viridiplantae; Streptophyta; Magnoliopsida; Fabales; Fabaceae. The coding region runs from base 298 to 2802 and encodes 834 amino acids. Gene Ontology annotation, molecular function: ADP binding. The record is from RefSeq and is a predicted model, not a curated record. The transcript has 5 exons. Gene Ontology annotation, biological process: defense response to fungus.
GUAGAUUUAUGCAAUAAUUUUAAUGAUGUUCCUUCCCGUGAAUUGGCGUGUGAAGCCAUUAAUGUCAAGUGUAUGCAUUAGCUAAAGGUAAGAUAACAGAAAGACCAAAAACAUUGGUCAUCGUUAGUAGCAGCGUAGGUAGCACCUUCCUACCAAUUCACAACGUCUUUUGCUUUAAAAAACAAACUCGUUCUUGUUGCUUCAGAUCAUAUAACCCGCACAUCAUUUGCAUCCGUAGCGGUGUUUUACUUCGAUUUCCGAGAAAGUUUCGAUUUUGCCUUCUGUGUCUUAGCAGUUAUGGAUCUGUUCAGCGGAGGUGCGGUGGGAGCAGUGAUGGGAGAGAUGUUAAAAGGGGCGCUUGAAACCAUAAAAAAGGGUAGAGAGUUCAAACCCACCCUUGAAAGCAACAUAGAAACCUUGAACAAUUUGGCUCCUAUUGUGAAGGAGAUGAAGAGAUACAACAAGAUGUUGGAUCGCCCCAUGAAGGAGAUAGAAGGUUUGGAGGCCCAUAUGCAAGCUGGAGAAGAGCUUGUUCGCAAGUGUUCCAAAUUUGGUCCAUGGAGAAUUUUCUCCUUCCCUCGUUACCAGACAAAGCUUAGGAACAAGGAUGAGAAUCUGAAGAGGCACUUGUCUAUGAAUGUGUCAGCUGAGAAUAAGAGGGACUUGAUGGAUAUUCUGUACAAAGUGGGACAAAUUCUUGAGAUUUUGCUCAGUAAGGAGAAUUUCGGGCAAUAUCAUGGGUAUCAGGUAAGGGGUCUACGUGGUGCUCCUGAAGAACCAGUGUGUAUUGGAAUGGAUGAGCCUUUGAACAAUUUGAAGAUGGACCUGCUCAAGGAUGGUGUCUCGGUUCUUGUUUUGACUGGUUUGGGUGGAUCCGGCAAAAGCACUUUAGCAAAGAAGAUCUGUUGGGACCCUCAAGUCAAAGGCAAAUUCGGGGGAAAUAUUUUCUUUAUCACCGUGUCAAAAACGCCCAACUUGAAGACCAUUGUGCAGACACUAUUUGAAUGCUGUGGAUGUCCCGUGCCUGAGUUUCAAAGUGAUGAAGAUGCAACUAACCGAGUGGGAGUUCUGCUGAGGCAUGUUGGGAAAUGUCCAAUAUUGUUGGUACUGGAUGAUGUUUGGCCUAACUCGGAGGCCCUUCUUGAGCAGUUUAUAAUCCAGAUACCUGAUUAUAAGAUUUUGGUGACUUCAAGGAUUGCUUUUCGAAGAUUUGGCACCCCAUGCCAGUUGGACAAGCUUAGUCAUGAUGAUGCAGUAUCCCUUUUCAGGCACUUUGCUAACCUGAACGACAAGCUCAGCUCAGACGUACCCGAUGAAAACCUUGUCCAUGAGAUAGUGAAAGGUUGUAAGGGUUCACCAUUGGCGCUUAAGGUCAUUGCUGGAUCACUCUGUCAGCAGCCUCUUGUGUUGUGGCAAAAUAUGAAGGAACAUUUACAAAGUCAAUCCAUUCUGGAGUCUAGUAGUAUUGACUUGCUUUGUCGCCUUCAACAAAGUUUAGAUAUGUUGGAGGAUAAGUUCUCCAUCAACGAGAAGGUGUGCUUCGUGGAUUUAGGGUUGUUUCCUGAAGACAAAAGAAUCCCUGUUGCUGCCCUCAUUGAUAUGUGGGCAGAACUGUAUAACCUUGAUGAAAAUGGCAGGAAUGCAAUGACCAUCAUCCAUGAUUUAACCACUAGGAAUUUGAUUAACGUCAUGGUUACAAGGAAAGUUGCGAAGGAGGCAGACAUGUACUACAAUAACCACUUUGUCAUGCUGCAUGAUCUCCUCAGAGAGCUAGCGAUUCAUCAAAGCAAAGGGGAACCAUUUGAACAGAGAACAAGGCUAACUAUUGAUGUGGAUGGAGAUAAUCGUCCUGAAUGGUGGAUAGGACAGAAUCAGCAAGGAACCAUUGGCUGGAUGUUUUCAUUAGUCACAAGAUUGUUGGUAAAACAGAAACAUCUAAGAGUUGCUGCCCGCAUAUUGUCUAUUUCAACUGAUGAAACAUUCACUUCAGAUUGGUGUGACAUGCAACCUGAUGAGGCUGAGGUUCUGAUUUUAAAUCUUCACUCGAGCCAGUACUCGUUACCAGAUUUCACUGAGAAGAUGAGUAACCUUAAAGUUCUAAUAGUCACAAAUUAUGGCUUCCAUCAUUCUGAAGUAAACAAGUUUGAGCUACUUGGCUCUUUAUCCAACUUGAGAAGAAUCAGACUAGAUAAGGUUUCAGUCCCUCCCCUUUGCAUGCUGAAGAAUCUGCGAAAAUUGUCCCUUUAUAUGUGUAAUACAAAACUGGCUUUUGAAAGCUGUUCUAUCCCAAUCUCAGAUGCAAUGCCAAAGCUAGUGGAAAUGAGCAUUGACUAUUGCAAGGAUCUGGUUAAAUUGCCUGAUGGGGUGUGUAACAUUACCCCAUUGAAGAAGCUUAGUAUCACUAACUGUCACAAGCUUUCAGCACUGCCACAAGAAAUUGCAAAACUAGAGAAUUUGGAAGUGCUAAGGCUGUGUUCCUGUUCUCAUUUGGUAGAGAUGCCAGACUCUGUUGGAGGGCUUAACAAGCUAAGCUGUAUUGACAUCUCAGACUGUGUUAGUCUUACAAAAUUACCAGAUGACAUUGGUGACUUGAAGAAGCUUGAGAAGCUCUACAUGAAGGGUUGCUCAGCUUUGUGUAAAUCAGAAUUGCCAUACUCGGUCACCAAUUUUGAACAUUUAAAGCAUACAAUACAUGUGAUCUGUGAUGAAGAAAUGGCUAAGUUAUGCGAAAAUUCCCUUACCAUUUCCAAUUUGAAGGUAGAGAUGGCUGAAGUUGAUAUUAACCUAAAUUGGCUUCAUUAGUUAGUUCCUCAGACUUGUAUCCUGAAAUUGAUGAUCGCUAGUAAUCAUGUCGAAAUUUGAAAUUAAUGUUGCUGGCUGUAGUGAAAUAAAAAAGCAGGAGUUUGUGUUAGGUGAUGCUGUAAAAGUCGUAAUGCAUCAAUGUGGCUUGUACUUGGAAGAACACUUCAUAAGUUUUUUUAGAAUGGUUAGGUACUUUUUUUGGUAAUAAACUCUGAAAAUAUUUGUUUGACCAAAAUCUUUAUAUGUAAAUAAAUAAAUUAAAUCGUAAUUUUGGUG